Boleophthalmus pectinirostris (great blue-spotted mudskipper) is the source of this 5069-nucleotide messenger RNA. RefSeq names its product thrombospondin 2a (gene thbs2a). Gene Ontology annotation, biological process: cell adhesion; negative regulation of angiogenesis. Gene Ontology annotation, molecular function: protein binding; calcium ion binding. NCBI's taxonomy places the organism in Eukaryota, Metazoa, Chordata, Actinopteri, Gobiiformes, Gobiidae. The record is from RefSeq and is a predicted model, not a curated record. Gene Ontology annotation, cellular component: extracellular region.
AUGAAAGUAUUUAUUUUCCACAUUAUUGGAUAUUUUUGCUGGAUCUAACCACUGAACAGUUAAAGUCUUCAGGAGAUAUGAUACCCAGGAGUUUUUGCUUGCUGCUUUUAUCAAUAAAUCUCCUCCACGCAUUAACUGAAGAUGGUGAACAGGAGGAUGAGACACUAUUCGACUUAUUUGAGAUCAGCAACAUCUCACGGAAGACACUGGGGGCCAAACAGUUCAAAGGUCCAAACUCAGAUGCCCCAGCUUAUCGCUUCCUCCGCUUUGACCACCUGCCCCCUGUGAGCCCGCCUAUACUCAAACAAAUCCUGCAGCAAAUCCAAAUAAAUGAAGGCUUCAUAUUUGUGGCAAGUAUUCGUCAGGACCGCGGGUCACGGGGCACUCUGAUUGCCUUAGAGGGCGCCAAUGGCAGGAGGCAGUUUGAGAUUGUAUCCAACGGGCGCGCCAACACUCUGGACUUGGUGUACUGGGUGGAUGGCUCCCAAAAUGUUGUGUCCUUUGAGGAUGUGGACUUGUCAGACUCACAGUGGAAGAAUAUAACUCUUCAAGUUCAUGGGGAAAAUGCCAACUUGUUUGUGGGUUGCAGCCUCAUCGAUAGUUUUAUCCUGGAUGAGCCAUUUUAUGAGCAUCUCCGGGCAGAGGGCAGCCGCAUGUAUGUGGCCAAAGGGUCCAUCCGGGAGAACCACUUCAGGGGUCUUCUGCAAAAUGUGCACUUCAUCUUUGACACACCAGUGGAGGAUGUGCUCCUGACCAGAGACUGUGAAGUCACAAAGCACGAUGAUGCUAACAUUGUGAGUGAGAGCACCGAGAUUGUGGAUGUAAGUCCUUCCAUCACCACAAACAUUAUUGGUCAAAAGCCGGAUGACUUGGGAGCAGAGAUGUGUGAACGCUCCUGUGAAGAGCUCAGCACCAUGUUUCAGGAACUCAAAGGGCUCCGAGUGGUGGUCAGCAACCUCAUCGACGGCCUGCAGAAAGUGACAGAGGAGAACUCAGUCAUGAAGGACGCUCUGGGGAUGAUGAGGAACACUAAGGAGAAAAACAUGUGCUGGCAAGAUGGACGGCUGUUUGAUGAUAAAGAGGAAUGGGUUGUGGACAGUUGCACCAAAUGUACCUGCCAGGAAUCCAAAAUUGUUUGUCACCAAAUCACUUGUCCUCCUGUGGCCUGCGCAAGUCCCUUAUUUAUGGAUGGAGAGUGCUGCCCCGUGUGUGUCUCUUCAGAUGGCGAGGAUGGCUGGUCGCUGUGGUCAGAGUGGACCGAGUGCACCGUGACUUGUGGCACAGGGACUCAGCAGAGAGGCAGGUCAUGUGACGCCACCAGUAACCCAUGUCCCGGAGCCUCAAUCCAGACACGAAAAUGCAGUCUGGGCAAAUGUGACAGUCGUGUACGACAGGAUGGAGGAUGGAGCUUGUGGUCGCCUUGGUCAUCUUGCUCUGUAACUUGCGGAGAGGGACAAAUUACUAGGAUUCGCCACUGCAAUGCCCCCGUGCCACAACUAGGGGGUAAGGACUGUGAAGGCAGCGGGCGAGAGACUCAACGCUGUACUGCUAAACCAUGUCCAAUUGAUGGUGGCUGGGGUCCCUGGUCGCCGUGGGCAACAUGUUCAGCAACAUGCGGAGGCGGGAUCAAAAGCCGAACCCGUGAAUGCAACAGCCCUGCGCCUCAGUUUGGAGGCAACAAGUGUUUUGGACAAAACCAUGACAGUGACAGCUGCAACAAUAAAGACUGUCCUAUUGAUGGUUGUCUGUCUAACCCAUGCUUUGCUGGAGUGGAAUGUAGCAGCUCUCCUGAUGGAUCCUGGACUUGCGGCAUAUGUCCAGAUGGUUAUCGUGGAAAUGGCACCCGCUGUGAAGACAUAGAUGAGUGUGCCAUGGUGUCAGAUAUUUGUUAUAAACUGGGUGGGUCUCAGCGCUGUGUUAACACUGACCCAGGAUUCCACUGUCUGCCUUGUCCAACACGCUACAAAGGCACACAGCCCUUUGGGAAGGGUGUGGAGUAUGCCAAGACAAACAAACAGGUGUGUGAGCCAGAGAAUCCAUGCAAAGAUAAAACGCACAACUGUCACCGAUCAGCUGACUGCAUUUACAUCAGUCACUUCAGCGACCCCAUGUACAAGUGUGAAUGCAGAACUGGCUACGCUGGAGACGGCUUCAUCUGCGGAGAGGACUCCGAUUUGGAUGGAUGGCCUAAUCAAAACCUGGUGUGUGCUGCCAAUGCCACAUACCAUUGCAAAAAGGACAACUGCCCCAGCCUGCCCAACUCAGGACAAGAAGACUUUGACAAAGACGGUCAGGGAGACGCUUGUGACAAAGAUGAUGAUAAUGAUGGCAUUUUGGAUGAGAGGGACAACUGCCCUCUUCAUUUCAACCCUCGUCAGUUUGACUUUGAUAAAGAUGACGUUGGUGACAGAUGUGAUAACUGCCCCUAUGAGCACAACCCUGAUCAGAUAGACACAGACAACAAUGGAGAGGGAGACGCCUGCGCAGUGGACAUAGAUGGAGAUGAAAUCCUGAAUGAAAACGACAACUGCCCCUAUGUUUACAACACUGACCAAAAGGAUACGGACUUGGAUGGAGUCGGUGAUCAAUGUGACAACUGUCCAAUGCUUCACAAUCCAGACCAGACCGAUGUCGACAAUGAUCGGGUUGGAGAUCAAUGUGACAAUAACCAGGACAUAGAUGAGGAUGGACACCAGAAUAACCUGGAUAACUGCCCUUAUGUGCCCAACGCAAACCAGGCUGACCAUGAUAAGGACGGAAAAGGGGAUGCUUGUGACUAUGAUGACGAUGAUGAUGGUAUCCCUGAUGACAGGGACAACUGCAGACUCACCCCUAACCCAGACCAGCUUGACUCUGAUGGGGAUGGGAGAGGAGAUGCCUGUAAAGAUGACUUUGACAAUGACAGUAUCCCUGAUUACCUCGAUGUGUGCCCUGAAAACAGCGGCAUCGGUAAUACAGACUUCAGAAAGUUCCAGAUGGUUCACCUGGACCCUAAAGGCACCACUCAAAUCGACCCCAACUGGGUGGUACGACACCAGGGCAAAGAGCUGGUUCAAACGGCCAAUUCAGACCCAGGCAUCGCAGUUGGUUUUGAUGAGUUCAAUGCUGUGGACUUCAGUGGCACCAUGUAUGUUAACACAGACAGAGAUGAUGACUACGCAGGGUUUGUGUUUGGGUACCAGUCCAGCGGGCGCUUUUAUGUAGUGAUGUGGAAACAGAUCACACAGACGUACUGGGAGGACAAGCCCUCCAAGGCAUUUGGCAUCUCUGGAGUUUCACUCAAAGUCGUGAACUCGUCCACAGGCACAGGGGAAAACCUCAGGAAUGCUCUGUGGCACACGGGAAACACUCCCGGGCAGGUGCGGACUUUGUGGCACGACCCCAAAAACAUUGGCUGGAAGGAUUACACGGCUUACAGGUGGCAUCUCGUCCACAGACCAAAGACUGGGUUCAUCAGGGUUGUAGUUUAUGAAGGAAAACAGAUUAUGGCUGACUCAGGACCAGUGUAUGACAAGACUUUUGCGGGAGGAAGGUUAGGACUGUUCGUCUUCUCUCAAGAAUUGGUCUUUUUCUCCGACCUCAAGUAUGAGUGCAGAGAUAAGCCGGAGUUUCCAACAGGGUUCACAAGAUAACUGAAUCAACACGGACAGAAGAUGAAGAAGGGACAGACUGAAUUUCGAUAUGCGUGAAGUUAAAGUCAGUGGUCUUUAUCAGCUUAAAGAGACUUGAAUGUUUUGCCUUAACAUGAGUUUGUAUGGUGAGUUUUAUAUUUCAAAGAUCUACAGCGAAUGAACAAUGUUUCCAUACCAUCGCAUAUACUUUUUCUUAUCAUGUCCUCACAAGUAUUCACUGUGCAACCACUUAAGUUUUUCUACAUUACAAGGAUUUUUAUGUUCGACUUUUCAACUUUUCUGAAUGUGGUUGUAUGAAAUUGAAUGAGUGAAUUGAAGUCAUUUCAGCCAAAGUCAAAGAUGUUUAUACUAGGUUUGUAUUAUAAUUUCUUUUGUAAAUUAUUAUUGUUCUGCCUGUUUGUCUUGUUUGUUUGCAGUUUUGAUACCGUUUGUAAAUAUUUAUUUAUUUGUUUACACUGACAAAUAUAAAGCAAUAUCAUAAACCACAAACAUGUAUAAAAAGCCAUAAGAUGUGUUGAUAAUUUGUGCACAGUCCACAGAUGUGUAGCCUUGGACUUUCUCAGUCUUAGAAACGUAAUCACACAUGUUAACAAAGCUUUCUAUCAUACUAGAGACACAGUUAUAUUGUUAUAUGCAAAUUUUAAUCAAUUUCAGAAAGAGCUGUGCCAAAUAAUUUUGUAAAUAUUGUGCAUUCAUUUUGUUAUCAUGUGUCUGCUAUUAGGCACAAGCAAUAUAAAGUCCAUGUAGGCAGACAGAUCUCUCAAAAAUGGACUUGAAAGACUUGAUAAGUAUAAAAGGGUUCAGCAGUAACAAUCUGCUAUUGAAAAUGAUCUUUGGAUGGUAGUCAAAGAUCACUACCUUUGAAACCCUUUCUACCAUGCACCACUCCUGAACAAAUGAGGGAUUUCAUACAAUUUGUCUUUUUGCCUGUUUUUGUUUUGUUUUUUUUAUCCACUAUUAUCCAGGGCCGUUCCUUGUGUUCAGGUUUGACACUUCAUACUUGUUUAUUGUGAGUUCUUCAGGCUUUAGGUCAUGUGUUUCUUCAUGCAGAUGCUUCUGUGUCAUGCACCAUUAUAUGUGAUUUACUCUGUGGACUAUGAACAGUCUUGAAGGAAAUCCAGAUGAAAUUCCCCAAAUGCAUAGCAUGAAUCCAGCUCUCUACAUCACUAUAGCCAUAUUCCUGUAUUACUUUUUGUUUUGUUUUGUCAUUGAGUUUUGCAUUGCACAAAAUGUCGAGUUUUGUAUUUUGUUGUUAGAAAUAGAUUUUAUACAAAAUAAGAUGUUUUUAAUGAAUUACUAUAUGUACAACAGUGUACUGAAAAUGUACACGAUCAAGAGUUAUCACUGUGGUUGAGUCUGUAUAGCAGCAUUGUUCUUUAAUACUAGCAAAGUAACAUUAAAAUGAAAAUUUUAAUGUUUUUCUGUGUCUACUGGGCU